Messenger RNA from Tachyglossus aculeatus (Australian echidna), 2411 nucleotides. It is a transcript of the gene SHCBP1L, whose product is annotated as SHC binding and spindle associated 1 like. Bases 30 to 1961 code for a protein of 643 amino acids. The transcript has 10 exons. The record is from RefSeq and is a predicted model, not a curated record. Lineage: Eukaryota; Metazoa; Chordata; Mammalia; Monotremata; Tachyglossidae. Gene Ontology annotation, cellular component: meiotic spindle. Gene Ontology annotation, biological process: spermatogenesis; male meiosis cytokinesis.
CGGGCUGGGCCUAGACAACGACGGCCGCCAUGUCCGGGGUGGGCGCUGAGGCGGCCGGCGACCAGGCCGAGAAGGCGGCCAUGGAGGAGGAGGAGGAGGAGAAGGAGGAGGAGGGGAUGUCGGGCGGGCCGAGCCCCCACGGCCCCAGGCCGUCGUUGGCGUUGGCCCUCCGGCCGGCGGUGGCCAAGGCGACCCGCAACGCGGCCCGACGGCGGCUGCAGCUGGGCCCGUCGGAGGGCGACCCUCCGCCUUGGCACCAUGACAACCACGACCGCGAAGGGACGGCGCCGUCGGAGGCCCCAGGGAAGGCCAGGCCGCUGCCGCCCCUGUACGCGCCGUCGAGGGGCCCCCAGGGCCGCGGCCAGAAGGUGGCGCUCUACUGCGACCACAUCCUGCGGGGAUGCAAGGCCGAAGAUGCUGAUGAGGCCAUGAAUAAAUACCUGAAAGCGAAAUUAAACUCAACAGACAAAUGGCUUGGAGUCUGGAAGUCUAAUCCAGAGUUGUUCUUUGUGAAAUAUGAAGAAGCUUCUAUACCUUUUGUUGGAGUACUGGUUGAGGCAACUUGCAAACCAUUUCAAGGCUCAACGUUGUGUUUCAAAGUUGACAUAUCUGUUGUUGAGCCCCUUUCAUCUAACAUUGCAAACAUUCCAAGGGAUUUGAUUGAUGAGACUUUGGAAGAACUGGAGCACAGCGUACCUCUGUUGGAAGUCUACCCCAUUGAAGGGCAAGAUGAUGACAUUUGUGAAAUUGCCCUUGCUUUGGAAACUGUAAGGUUUUUCUAUGAUUUCCUUUGGCGAGACUGGGAUGAUGAAGAAAGUUGUGAGGACUAUACUGCUCUGAUUGAAGAAAGAAUUAACUUGUGGUGCGAUAUUCAGGAUGGAACAAUUCCUGGUCCUAUUGCACAGCGUUUUAAAAAAACUCUGGAAAGGUACAAAACCAAACGUGUGGAACUCAUCGAGUAUCAGUGCGGUAUUAGUGAAGAUCCAUCAGCAGCAGAAGCUGUUGAGUGCUGGAAAAAAUAUUAUGAAAUAGUAAUGCUGUGUGGGCUGUUGAAAAUGUGGGAGGAUUUACGCCUCAGAGUUCACGGACCAUUUUUCCCAAGAAUUUUAAGGCGAAAGAAAGGAAAAAGAGAGUUUGGGAAAACUGUAACUCAUGUAGUAGCAAAAUCUAACACUACAGAAAUGAUGAAGGAUUUAUCCUCUGAUUCCCUUCAGCAGCAUCAUGAUGAUUUAGAGUUUGCUUUGGCUGUCUGUUACAGUGGAGAUACAGUGGUCAUUUUUCCAGGAGAAUACCAAGCUCCAAGUCUCGCCUUAUUAACUGAAGACAUCAUGAUUAUGGGGAUUGGAAAGAGAGAGGAGAUUGUGAUCACUUCAGAGCCAUCGUAUGACAGCUUUGUGGUGUCCAAGGCAAAAAAUGUGAAACUAAUGCAUCUUUCUUUGGUGCAACAAGGGACUGUUGAUGGCAUUGUAGUUGUGGAAUCUGGUCAUAUGACUCUGGAAGACUGUUUAUUGAAAUGUGAAGGAACAGGAGUGUGUGUCCUCACAGGGGCUUCUGUGACUAUUACAGAUAGUGAAAUAAUUGGUGCACAGGGUGCUGGUGUUGAGCUGUCUCCCGGCAGCACAGCCAUUUUGGAGAGAAAUGAAAUUCAUCACUGCAAUAACCUCAGAACCUGUGACAUUUCAAAAAGCACAUUAGGAGGAGUUAAUAUAAAGGUUCUUCCAGCCCCCAAACUCAAGAUGAAUAAUAACCACAUUCAUAAUAACAACGGCUAUGGAGUGAGCAUCCUUCAGCCAACUGGCCAGCUUUUUAUUGAACCAGAAGAAACUCUUAACAAAGAUGCUGCUGCAGGAGACAAAAAAGAUGAUAUGCUUUCUAAAAUAAUGCAAAACCUCAGCUUGGAAAUGAAUAACAAUACAAUAGAAGCAAAUUUGAAGGGAGAUAUUAGAGUAGUUACAAGUUAAAACAAACAGGUUUAACAUCAAGGAUCCAUAUUCAAGGCAUUUGUUUAGACACUAAACUGUUCAGGGACUUUUGUGUUGGGUGUAAUUAAGGUUGAGUUUAAAGUAUGAAACUUAACUGUCUUAAAGAAUGACUUGACAUAUCCUAUCUUGGAAUUUUAUUUUGGAGAUCACCUUCAAGGAGGCAGUAGACAUGACUAAAUGUAUUAAGUUUUUGAUACCUAAGUCACCUUUUAGGAGGAAAUAAUCUCUGACCAUCUUCCAACAGCCCACCUGAAGUGUUUGGGAAUGAGAAAGAAGGCUAAAGGAGUUGCUUAGAGAUGUGAGCAAGAUAUCAGCUGUCACAAGUUCUGGGGUUUUUUUUUUUCCUUCUGUUGGGAUGAAGGCCUUAUGUACAUUUGAAUGCCGAUUCAAAAGCAGCAAAUGGUUUUAAAUUAAACAUUCAUCUUGUAA